AUGCGCGUCUCUGUUCCUACCAUCCCUGAGGCCCUCCUCAGGACGGCCACUGCGACACAGACCAUCUCGCAUGCUGGCGCAGUUGAGCGGAUAUCGAGCUUCAUCGCUCCUGGAAACGUCGCAGUCCUCACGGGAGCGGGGGUGAGUGUAGAUUCGGGCAUCAGAGCCUACCGCGGCGUGAAGGGCAGGUAUUUGAAUCCAAAUUACAAGCCGAUAUUUUACCAUGAAUUGAUGGAUUCGACUGAAAAAGGCGCGGCCUUUAGACGACGAUACUGGUACCAAAUUUUUCGCUCAAACGAUGUCGGUUUCUCUAAUAUCUGCACAAGGCUCCGUUCAUACAUCGGAUACCCACCCUUGAGCGCCGCGCAGCCCAAUCCCACCCAUUACGCCCUAGCCGCUCUACAGUACAGCGAUGUCGUUAACAGACUCGUCACCCAGAAUGUCGACGGCCUGCAUCACAAGGCCAUCUCGCACGUGUGGGAUAAUGCCCGAAUGGAGGAAAGGAUCCUGGAGCUCCACGGACGACUACGUAGCGUGCGCUGCUCGAAUGGUCAUUUGGUCCAACGGGAUGCGUUUCAAGAGAGGUUAUCGGAGGCUAACCCGCAAUGGAAGGCGUUCAUGGGUGAGCUGGAGGCGACAGGACGGAAAGUGCGGACGAACCCGGACGGUGAUGUCGAGUUGGAGGGUGUGAGCUAUGACGAAUUUGUAGUACCCGACUGCCCGGCUUGUUUGUCCGAAGGUCUACGUAACAAUAUCCUCAAACCCGAGGUCAUAUUCUUUGGCGAGUCUAUCUCGAAAGAGGUGAAGGGUCGGUCAUUUGCAGAUGUAGAGAGCUGUGAUAGACUAUUCAUGGUUGGCACAACCUUGGCGACAUUCUCGGCGUUCAGGCUCCUCAAGCAUGCCCUGGACCUACGCAAACCUGUCCUUCUCCUAAACCUUGGUCCCACACGCGCCGACGCCCUCGCUCACCCAAUCGAGAAGAUCGAGAUGUCCAGCGGGACCGUAAUGGCGGACGUUGCGAAGGCUGUGCUAGGGUCCCGCGCUUCCGAGGACCCUGUCGUAGUCAACAUGCUGCGGAGCGGUAUCGUGAGACCACCGCUAGAGGACGAGGAUGAUACAGCGCCGAGAGCGGUCGGGUAG
Molecule: messenger RNA, 1140 nt
Organism: Laetiporus sulphureus 93-53
Lineage: Eukaryota; Fungi; Basidiomycota; Agaricomycetes; Polyporales; Laetiporaceae
Product: DHS-like NAD/FAD-binding domain-containing protein
Exons: 10
Coding region: 1-1140 (379 amino acids)
Molecular function (GO): NAD+ binding
Source: RefSeq, a predicted model, not a curated record